CUGAGGUUGGAGCGGCGGAGGAACGCGAAAGCCGGCCGGACGCGCUGGGAAGGGCACCUCGGGCGUCCCGUAGCGAGCGCCUCCUCCUCGUUCUGCGCCGGAGCCGCGGGUGACGUGCCGUGAGCCUUGCGGGGACCCGUAGCGGUGUCAAGCGGUCUCCUGCUCGCCUUCCUUGGCGCCCUGCAGUCGCUUCCGGGGACGCGUAGGUGGGCCUUUGCCCCCUCAGCCUUCCCCCUUCUCCCCUCCCCUGGGGCCCUCCCGGUCCCCGUGUUCGCCGGUGGGCGGCCGGCUCUUCCGCGCGGGGCCUGUGACCGCCCGGGGAGCCCCUUCCCGCGCCCUGCCAGCCUUCCCAGGCCGAGGUGGGAGCCCGGCGGGGGCAGAGGCUCCCGCCGUGGCAGGCAUGGGGCUCUCGGCUGGCAGAGGCCGGCCCCUGGGCCUGAUCCGGCCUGCCUGAUUCCCGUGGGUGGAAGCAGGGAACGGCAGGACGACGAGAAGCCCCGGUGCCCCCGCUGGCCCCACGGGGGUCGGCCCGCAUGCCCCUCCCUGCAGCGGCGCCACGGAGGAGGAGGAGGAGGCGGCGCCCGGCUUGGCCCUGGCACCGGCUGGGGAGAGCGGCUGGAGGCCUUGGAGGACCCUGGAGGAGAAGGCGGCCAUGGAGAGCCUGGCUGGCUACGUGUACAAGGCCGCCAGCGAAGGGCGGGUGCUGACCCUGGCCGCCCUCCUCCUGAACCGCUCUGAGAGCGACAUCCGCUACCUGCUGGGCUACGUCACCCACCAGGGCGGGCAGCGAUCCACACCGCUCAUCAUCGCCGCCCGCAACGGGCACGUCAAAGUCGUGCGCCUGCUCCUGGAGCAUUACCGUGUGCAGACGCAGCAGACCGGCACUGUCCGUUUUGAUGGCUAUGUCAUCGAUGGCGCAACAGCACUGUGGUGUGCGGCCGGAGCUGGUCAUUUUGAAGUUGUAAAGCUUCUGGUGAGCCACGGAGCGAACGUCAACCACACGACCGUGACAAACUCAACUCCGCUGCGUGCUGCGUGCUUUGAUGGGAGGCUCGACAUUGUGAAGUACCUGGUGGAGAACAAUGCCAACAUCAGCAUCGCCAACAAGUACGACAACACUUGCCUUAUGAUUGCGGCUUACAAGGGCCACGUGGAUGUGGUACACUACCUUCUGGAGCAGCAUGCUGACCCUAAUGCCAAAGCACACUGUGGCGCGACAGCAUUGCACUUUGCAGCCGAGGCCGGCCAUCUGGAGAUUGUCCGUGAGCUGGUGAAGUGGAAGUCCGCUAUGAUGGUGAACGGCCAUGGCAUGACGCCUUUAAAAGUGGCUGCAGAAAGCUGUAAAGCUGAUGUUGUCGAACUGCUUCUGGCGCAUGCUGACUGCGACCGCAAGAGCCGGAUAGAAGCACUGGAGCUUUUGGGUGCCUCGUUUGCCAACGACCGAGAAAACUAUGACAUAAUAAAGACCUAUCAGUAUUUGUAUUUAGCCAUGCUCGAGCGGUAUAGAGACAGUGAGAACAUUAUAGAGAAGGAGAUCCUGCCACAGAUAGAAGCCUAUGGCAAUAGGACUGAGUGCCGGACUCCUCAGGAAUUGGAAUCCAUUCGUCAGGACCGAGACGCCCUACACAUGGAGGGCCUCAUUGUCCGAGAGCGAAUUUUGGGCUCAGACAACAUUGAUGUCUCGCACCCCAUUAUUUACCGUGGUGCCGUUUAUGCCGAUAACAUGCAGUUUGAACAGUGUAUCAAACUCUGGCUUCAUGCCUUGCAUUUACGGCAGAAAGGCAAUCGAAAUACUCAUAAGGACCUCCUUCGAUUUGCUCAAGUCUUUUCGCAGAUGAUACACUUGAACGAGCCAGUGAAAGCCAAGGACAUUGAGAGCGUCUUGAGGUGUAGCGUCUUGGAGAUCGAGCAAGGGAUGGCACGGGUCAAAAAUUCUCAGGAUGCCGAGCUCCACACAGCCAUGGACAACUAUGAAUGCAAUAUCUUCACCUUUUUGUAUUUGGUGUGCAUCUCCACCAAGACCCAGUGUAGGGAUGAAGAGCAGUCGCGGAUUAACAAGCAGAUUUAUAACUUGAUCCAUCUGGACCCGAGGACGCGAGAUGGGUCUAGCUUGCUGCACCAUGCCGUCAACUCCAGUACACCCGUGGACGACUUCCAUACCAAUGACGUCUGCAGCUUCCCCAACGCUCUAGUCACCAAACUCCUCUUGGACUGCGGCGCUGACGUCAACGCUGUUGACCACGAGGGGAACACCCCGUUGCACAUCAUUGUCCAGUACAACAGGCCUAUCAGUGAUUUUUUGACAUUGCACUCUAUCAUCAUCAGCCUGGCUGAGGCCGGCGCUCACACGGAUAUGACGAACAAGCAGAAGAAGACUCCUUUGGACAAAAGCACCACCGGGGUGUCCGAAAUACUCCUGAAAACUCAGAUGAAGCUGAGUCUGAAGUGCCUGGCCGCUCGAGCAGUGAGGAUGUAUCACAUCAGCUAUCACAACCAGAUCCCCAAGACGCUGGAAGAAUUUGUAGAAUUCCACUAGGCCACCCCUAGCUGGAGGUGCUCCCUUAGGCCCUGGUGAAGGGUCAAACUCUAGUCAAUAAAUACCAGGUGGAGUUUUUGAAUUCCCUUUUCUCCUCCCUUCUUUCAUCUGCACUUGGUAUGGCCGCAGUGUGGGUGUGUACACACACGCACGCACGCACACACGCGUCUGUCUCACAAAUAGACCAAUGUGCUUUAAUUGGGAAGCUUGUCAUCUGGUUUCCACAAUUCCAUUUGGCAAAAUAGUCAAACUCCUCAUUAGAAUUGGUGUAAAAUUAUUUCGGUCCUGUGAUGCACGUGGGUUUUAUUGAUGACAGCUGAGAAUGCUUUAAGCAGCUUCCUGCAACGAUGUUUGUGUUUAGCCGACUGAGCCAGCAUGUUAUCUGUGCAGCAGUAUGGAAAACAGGGAGGGAAGGAGAAGUGACAACAGAAUUCAGCAUGGCCUUAUUGCUGGGAUUUUACUACAACAAUGCAAAGCAGUCCAGGGAAAUUUGCUCCUCACCAGCCUAUUUUUAAAUGCCUUUCAGUUCCCUACUGAAGUUGUCAGUAAUUUUUUAAAAAAUAAUUUCUGCUUGAAAUGAAAGUCAAGCUGAUCACUCCCUACAAACAAAGGAAAAUGCUGGAUGAAGUUCAGGUGUGUUGGAAAGAAUUUUUUUUAAAAAAUAGGCAAUACCUGCUCUCUCUUUAUUUAAAUUACUUUUUAAAAAGUAGGUCGUGCGCACAGAUGCCUUGGCCUUUGUUUUUCUGGAUAAGGUAAAGCAUUGUGAUUAAUGCUAACUCUGAAACCCACAUCUGAGAUGUUACUGCAUUUUCCUCGUGUCUUCCAAUCAGUUGCCCUUCAUGAAUGAUUUCAAAGGGGUAGAUCGUCUCUUUUAAGAUAUAUAAUGUUAAACAUUGGUCGGGAAGGACCGGGGACGAAGAAAGGGCUGUAUUUGCAGUUCCGCACCCUGAAAUAGGUUUCCACCUUUUCAUUCCUUUCAUUACGGAGUUUUUGAGAAAAUUGAUUCCCCCUCCGACACACCACAAAGAUCCAAUCAUCUUCUAUGAAGGUUGAUUUUAUUUUAACGAAAAGUAAUCAGUACCGUGACUGAAGAAUGUUUGGCCUGUGAGCAAUGUCUCUCCUUGCCAGAAGCUUCAGCAGCCGAAUGUCAAUUUUUGAGAGGUUACAGGACACCCCCCCCCCUUUUCAAUGCCAGUUUUUAACCAUCAGAUGGUGAAAGAAUGUUCUGCAGUCAUAUCCUGAAAAUGGAUCGGAAAGUUCUAAAAAGGGUUGUUCUGGUCACAGACAUGUUUCUUUGUAUUACAAAUAAAAUCUUGAAUGUGAAA
Molecule: messenger RNA, 3861 nt
Organism: Eublepharis macularius
Lineage: Eukaryota; Metazoa; Chordata; Lepidosauria; Squamata; Eublepharidae
Gene: FEM1B
Product: fem-1 homolog B
Exons: 2
Coding region: 653-2536 (627 amino acids)
Molecular function (GO): protein binding
Source: RefSeq, a predicted model, not a curated record